Molecule: messenger RNA, 6468 nt
Organism: Gambusia affinis (western mosquitofish)
Lineage: Eukaryota; Metazoa; Chordata; Actinopteri; Cyprinodontiformes; Poeciliidae
Product: CSC1-like protein 2
Exons: 24
Coding region: 1176-3719 (847 amino acids)
Cellular component (GO): plasma membrane
Molecular function (GO): calcium-activated cation channel activity; nucleic acid binding
Source: RefSeq, a predicted model, not a curated record
GCUGGAGAGGAACCAGCAACCCUGGAUGGAUGGAUGAACAGAGUGAUGUCAAGAGCAGAAGUUCUUAUGCCUCUAAAUUUAGUGCCAUGAUUGCCAUCGGGUAGAAACUGUUUUUUAGGACAUUUGUUCCGAUAGUCCUGAUGAAGGAACCGUGACGCUGCCAGCAGACCCCAGGUCCAACCUGGACGGGUCCAACCUGGACGGGUCCACCGCGGACCCCGGGCAGAACUGGCUGGGAUUUGAACCGGGGACCUUGCUGCCUCCACAGCUCAUAGUGAGUUUUAACCAAACGUUUUUCUUCUGAUUGUCCGGACCUGCGUCAGACCGGAAGUCCCCCAUUUAGUCACGUGAUAAGGCGUCCAGAUGAUCGGACACCUGAUUUCAUCUUCAUCAUCUUCAUCAUCAUCAGCAGCAGCAGCAGCAGGUCUUCUUCUGCGUGGACAGGUUGUGUAACCGCAGGGCGAGACGCAGCCUGAAGGUCAGCUCCUGCUGCCCCCUGCUGGCGGCGGCGCGUCACCGCAGCUCCGCUCCGCCUCCAUUUUGCCUCGGACAGCCGGCGGAGGAGCAGCGGCUCGCAGCGGACUGUCGGCCCAGCGUCCCCGGCGGUGGAUCCAGCUCUGUGCGGCUCUGUGCGGCUCUGUGCGGCUCUUUGCGGGUUUCUGCGGCAUGGCGGUGCUGCCGCGGCCCGCGGUUCGGACGCAUCGGCUCUUCUGAGGAUUCGUUCAUUUAGCGGUUGUUUUGGAAGAGGAGCAGAGAAGCAGAGGAGGUUCGGUUCGGCUUCGGAUGGUCAGGUACCGGUUUUGUUCUAAUUCUCCAUGAUUGGCUUUGAGCUGCGGCUCCGCCUGAUCCGCUCAGCGGGCCGCCGGGGGCCACCAGGCCGCGGCUGGAGCCUCUCCGGCGGCCUGGCGGCGCCGCUUCCCCCGGCAGCAUCAUCCGGCCCGGUGGGGGCCGCGGAGGGGGUUACAUAAUGUGUGCGCUGUGCACGCGCCCGGCGCGCGCUUGUGCCUGUCCGCAUCUGAUGGAGCAGAUCCACGCAGGUGGCGGAUGUGCGGGAUCUCUGCGCUUUGUUUGGCUGAGAGGGCCGGUUCGGUUCGGGCCUGUACGUGCUGCGGCCCCGCACGGCCCGCUGGAGCUCCCGCAGAAAUCAGGUUCCCAGUGAGGAUGUGGCAGUGAGCAUGCUCAGUGCGCUGGUUGUCACCAUGGAGUCAGUGGGUAGCAGCCCGGCCUGCAGCGAACAGAAGAACUGUACAGCCGACGAUGAAUCCAAAGACUACUGCUACUCAGCCCGCAUCCGCAGCACGGUGCUGCAGGGGCUGCCGUUCGGAGGCGUUCCCACUGUGCUCGCCCUGGACUUCAUGUGCUUCCUGGUGCUCCUCUUCGUCUUCUCCAUCCUGAGGAAGGUUGCGUGGGAUUAUGGCCGCCUGGCGCUGGUCACAGAUGCAGACAGACUGAAGAAGCGUUUCAGCGACCUGGAGGAGCAGGAAUACGUUGCCUCAGCGAUGCACUCGGAGACUCCAGAUCGCUACGAACGGCUCACCUCGGUGUCCAGCUCUGUGGACUUCGACCAGAGAGACAACGGCUUCUGUUCCUGGCUCACGGCCAUCUUCAGAAUAAAGGACGAGGAGAUCCGUGAGAAGUGCGGCGAGGACGCCGUGCACUACCUGUCCUUCCAGCGCCACAUCAUCGGCCUGCUGGUCGUCGUCGGCGUCCUCUCCGUGGGCAUCGUCCUGCCGGUGAACUUCUCCGGUGACCUGCUGGAGAACAACGCCUACAGCUUCGGACGCACCACAAUCGCCAACCUGAAGUCAGAGACCAAGCUGCUGUGGCUCCAUACGACCUUUGCCUUCAUGUACCUUCUGCUGACGGUCUACAGCAUGAGGAGACACACAUCUAAGAUGCACUACAAGGAGGAUGAUCUGGUGAAACGCACUUUAUUCAUAAACGGCAUCUCCAAGUAUGCUGACGAGAGUCAGAUCAAGCAGCACUUUGAGCAGGCCUAUGACAACUGUGUGGUUCUGGAGGCUCGGAUCUGUUACAAUGUGGCCAAACUGAUGGCGCUGAGCGCUGAGAGGAAGAAGACGGAGCGCAGUAAGAAGUUCUUCACCGACCUGAUGGCUAAGGAGCACGUUCCCACCAUGAUCAACCCCAAACCCUGCGGACACCUGUGCUGCUGCGCCAUCGCCGGCUGCGAGGAGGAGGAGGCUGUGAGCUACUACACCAAGAGGGAGGCCAAGCUGAAGGAGGAGUACAGGAAGGAGAAGGAGAAGGUCCACACCAAGCCGCUGGGCAUGGCCUUCGUCACCUUCCAGAACGAGACCAUGACCGCCAUCAUCCUGAAGGACUUCAACGCCUGUCAGGUUCAGGGUUGUCGUUGUCGUCAGGAACCGUGUUCCUCUCAGUUCAGCGAAGUUUUGCAUGUUCACAACUGGAGUGUGACGUACGCUCCGGACCCGCAGAACGUCCGCUGGGAGCACCUGUCGCUGGGCGGGAUCUCCUGGUGGAUCCGCUGCUUCAUCAUCAACUGCAUCCUCUUCAUCUUGCUCUUCUUCCUCACGACACCGGCCAUCAUCAUCUCCACCAUGGACAAGUUCAACGUCACCAAACCUGUGGAGUAUCUGAAUAACCCCAUAAUCACUCAGUUCUUCCCCACCUUGCUGCUCUGGGCCUUUUCUGCUCUGCUGCCCACCAUCGUCUAUUACUCUGCCUUCUUUGAAGCUCACUGGACCAGGUCUGGAGAAAACAGGACCACCAUGCACAAAUGUUACACCUUCCUGAUCUUCAUGGUUCUGCUGCUGCCGUCUCUUGGACUCAGCAGUCUGGAUGUUUUCUUUCGCUGGCUGUUCGAUAAGAAGUUCCUGGAUGACGCUAAAGUCAGAUUUGAGUGCGUCUUCUUACCGGAUAACGGAGCGUUCUUCGUCAACUACGUCAUCGCCUCGGCCUUCAUCGGGAACGCCAUGGACCUGCUGAGGAUCCCCGGUCUGCUCAUGUACAUGAUCCGCCUGUGCCUGGCUCGCUCCGCCGCCGACCGCCGCAACGUGAAGAGGCACCAAGCCUACGAGUUCCAGUUCGGCGCUGCAUACGCAUGGAUGAUGAACGUCUUCACGGUGGUGAUGGCCUACAGCAUCACCUGCCCCAUCAUAGUCCCCUUUGGUCUCAUGUACAUGCUGCUGAAACACCUGGUGGACAGGUACAACAUGUACUACGCCUACCUGCCCUCCAAGCUGGACAAGAAGAUCCACUCAGCUGCAGUGACUCAGGUGGUGGCCGCGCCCAUCCUCUGCCUCUUCUGGCUGCUCUUCUUCUCCACUGUCCGCACAAGCUUUGAUACGCCCACCUCCAUGUUCACGCUGGUGGUUCUUGUGGUCACCAUCGUGGUCUGUCUGUCCCAUGUCUGCUUUGGACACUUCAAGUACCUGAGUGCCCACAACUACAAGAUCGACACAAAGGAGAGUGACGUGGACGCCGUGAAGAACGGACGACCGGCUCGCUCUUCGUCCUCUCCAACCAACAAGUCUCAGCAGCAGGUGGCGCCGCAGCAGCAGAUGUACAUCGCCCAGGUGCUGCAGGACCCAAACUCGGACGAGCCGGGCGGCGCCAGCAGUGAGGAGGACAGAGGCUCGUCGCAGGACGAGGAAAUGCUGAACGGAGGGAACAGCAUCAACGAGGCGGAUUUCCAGUCGGGGGAGGACAGUCUGAUCGCCAACGAGGUCCACCAGUAGCUGGAGGCGGAGCUAGAGGAAGGGGCGGAACUAGCCACACCACAGCUACCAAUAAGGCUAACUGGAGAUUCACCGUUCGCACUCAAACGGUAGUGUGGCUGGGUUAGCCCCGCCCCCCUCAGCCUGAAGACUCGACCCUGACCUUUGACGCCGGCGCCGGAUCGCCACCAUCCAGCCCUCCACAGGAAGUCACUGUACAUACCCACAAUGCCAAAACUGUUGUCCGUUAUCCGGGUGAGGGUGGGGUCCAACUUGUGCCUGGGCUGGUUUCCGUUUGUUCGCACUCGUGUCUUGAUCCCCAUCGAUUCCUGUUCCGUCAGAAGAACGAACGGGUCGGACCGCUGAACUCUCCAACCUUCCGAUCCCGUAGCCGUAGAAGCUUCGCUAACGCAGAACGGCCCCACUUUCCUUCUGUUCCCAAAACUCCAAUGUCUGUUCUGCACAUCCUUUUGGUUUGCUGUCGACCCGCAGAGCUUCUCGCUGCAUGUCGUGACGUCGCCACCUAGGGGCGACAUCAGUCAUCACAGGAACAAACUCACCCAGAUUCCUUUGUUUGUCAGCAGCUUGUCCGUCCAGAUCCUCUCCUCCCCGAUUAUCUCACCUGGACUACCUUAAAUUGUGAAUAAGGGAAUGGGACGUUGGUGUCGGUAGCGUAGCGCUUCGACUCCUUCAAGACUCUCCGACUCUUCCGGCAGCAGAGAGCUCGGAUGUCCGGAGACACGGAAGAGCAGCGCUUUUCGUCCGGUCCGAUGCCUGAAGCUGUUUGGACUCUCAAGGGAAACGUUUUGUUGUGUCUUUUGUGAACUCUGUGUGUGUGUGCGUGUGCGUGUGUGUAUGUGCGUGUGUGUGUAUAUUUGAUUGCUCUCCGGCAUUCAUUUCGUACUGUCCAGCACCGUCUCCAGGUAACAGAACCGGUUCCGGUUACUCUGGUCCCGGGUAGUUCUGAUGAUGGAUUAGUGAUGGAUCCUGAGGAUCGGGACGAUCCCAGUGGAUCCCAGUGAUGCUGGACUGGGUUGUUCCCUGUCAGACAGGUGAGCUCAUUACUACCUGGCACAGGUAUUCAAAUGGCUGCUAUCUCCAAUCUGACCACUAGAUGGCAGUAGUUGUUCCACACCAAACUGUUCCGUUUCAGCGAUCCAGAUGGGCCAGAAGGUUUAUGUUGCAGCGAGGCUCUGGGCCGCCCCCUACUGGCUGGUAUUCCUGAAACUAACUUUUCUGCUAAAAGCUCCUGUUUGAUCCACUUAACCUUAAUUCUCUUGGAUCCUGAGAAUCAGCUGCAUUAUUACUUAGAAUAUCAUGUUAUUGUCAUUCCCACAUCAAAAACAUCCCUGGAGUGUCGCCUGGACUCUUUCGUUCAUGUUUAAGAAAAACAUCAUUAAAGUCUUAGUGGAGGAGCAACUUGUCAGGAAGAGCAGGAGCUUCUUAAAGAGACAGAGUCCCAAUUUCAAAACGUUCAACUGCAAAGUCAAAGUUCUUUAGUCAUUUUAGACGCAUUAAACCUUUUCAUAACUCAAGGAGACGCAGUCCCUGACUGGCCGUAAAAACAGAUAUGUGGUACCGUCCCUUUAAACCAGGGCUGUCAACCUCCAAUCCCUCCAGGACUGGAGGUUGUCCUGGAGGCUAUCCUGCAACGUUCAGAUAUUCCUCUGCUGCACCUGGAUAGAAUACUUAGAUUGUUAAGGCUCUGGGUCCAGGUCCAGGUCCUGGUUCUGGAGAACGGAUCCACACAGGUCCAGGUAAUGAAGCCGUUUCAUUCCGGUUUUGGACUGGAGGUUCAUGGACUGGAGUUUGAAACCUGUGUUUGAAACGGACCAGCCUGGUCCAGCAUCAUCCGGAUCUGAACAGAACCACAGCUUCACUACUGGUUCUUCUAACCUGGUUGGUGCCGGCCCAGUCGGAACCAGACCUGGUCCAGUUGUGUUGUGGCUUCAUUCCCAGUUUUCAUUUCGGACCAGAACCGGUCCGUUCAGACUAUGAUGCCCAUGUUGAGGUUUUACUGUUGAGCGCCAAUGGUGGUUUCCAUGGUAACGGGAAACCGCCUGCGACGGGAAGUUUCAGGUGUUUGUUUUUCCUGAGUUCAUGUUUACAUCUGUUUGUUUUAGGGUGUGUGUGUGUGUGUGUGUGUGUCAGACACUGAGCUGGACUAUGAAAGCUGCAGCGCCCCCUCCUGGCGGCGGCUGCACGCUGGAGAACCUGCCGCCUCUGUGUCGUGUCGCUGCGUCUCCUCGGCCUCGAUUGUAACACAGGAAGUAGAACCUGUAGAGGAUCCGGGUCAGAACCUCCAGGACUCUCCGGACUCUUCUGGGUCUAGCGGGAUGCAGAUAAUCCGGCUCGUUGGGUUCUGGUUCUGAUCUGGACCGCAGGUGGACCGGCUGUGUGAUAUUUUUGUAUCUUGCUGAUUGAAGUGUUUGAUACCGGACUGUGUUACAGAAGAAGAAGCUGGAAGGUUUUUAAACGCCACACUUUCUGCUUUCCUUAGAUUUUUAAGCGUUGCUGCAGGAAGUGACACGUGAUGAUGAUGAUGAUGAUGAUGAUGAUGAUGAUGAUGAUGAUGAUGAUGAUGAUGAUGAUGAUGAUGAUGAUGAUGAUGAGUGUAAAUAGCGUUGGACUACACCGACUGAGGCGAACACGGCGCUUCAUGUCAGGCUUUAUUUAUUGCUGUGAAUAUUUAUUUUUACGUUGCUCUCCGGAUGUACAGUGAACCUUUGUCCUGUUUAUGUUCCAUGAUCAAUAAAGCAGCUGAUCCAAA